GAGAGGAGGGAGAGAGAGAGCGAGCGAGAGAGAGAAAAAGAGAGAGGGGAGAGCUAUUACUUGUGACAGAAAACGGCACCGAGCACAUACAGUCUGAGGAGCCGCUGCUACGACAAGAUGCUGAGCGUCGCCGUGCUGUGUGUGUGCGCCGUCGCCCUCGGACGCGUCUCCGCUCGCUCGGACAGCGGCAAUUUUCUGGACGAUAAGUGGCUCACCGGCAGAUGGGAUAAAUUCAGAGAUGAAGUUGAGGAGCCCGGAACAUGGACUCCAUCCAAGCCCUUCGAUCAAGCCCUCGAUCCAGCCAAAGACCCCUGUCUGAAGAUCAAAUGCAGCCGCCACAAGGUGUGUGUGGCUGAGGAUUACAAGACUGCCUCUUGUGUCAGCCAGAGGAGAGUUAGUUUUAAAGAUGCCAAUUUGCACCCAAGUGCUGGGUUGAAAUGCAAGCCGUGUCCUGUGGUUCACCCCUCGCCUGUUUGUGGAAGUGAUGGCCACACCUACUCCACCAAGUGUAAGCUCGACUACCAGGCAUGCAUCACAGGAAAGAAGAUUACCGUAAAGUGCCCCGGCAUGUGCCCCUGUCCCCCUGAGGCUGAGAACGGUUCUGAAGAGAAGAAAGUGUGCAGUGAAUCAGAUCUGAAGGAGGUGGUGAGUCGCCUGAGAGACUGGUUCAGAGUGCUGCACGAGAACGGAAACCACAAGAGAGUCAAGAUCCAGAAGCCAGAGAAGAACAAGUUCGACGUCGGGGCAUCGCCCAUCUGUAAGGACCCUCUGGGUUGGAUGUUCUCCCGCCUGGACACGAACUUUGACCUGCAGCUCGACCAGUCCGAGAUCAAGAGCCUUUAUCUGGACAGGAACGAGCCAUGCUCCGAUGCUUUCUUCAAGUCGUGUGAUACGCAUCCCGACAAAGUCAUAACCAGCUCUGAGUGGUGCACUGGCUUCCAGAGAUAUACAGAUUCCCCGUGUAAAGCAGAGCUUUCAGGCAUCAGCAAAAAGCAAGCUGGGAAGAAGUUGCUCGGUCAGUAUCUGCCUUCCUGUGACGAGGAGGGUUACUACCGGCCACACCAGUGCCACAGCAGCAGCGGCCAGUGCUGGUGUGCGGAUCGCUUCGGCAACGAGGUGGCGGGCUCCCGCACCCACGGCCCCGCAGACUGCGGUGUAAUUCUGGAGUCUUCGGGGGACCUCGGCAGCGGUGACUCGCUCUUCACCGACGACGACGAAGACUCUUUCGUCCUUAACGACCAGGCAGGUAUGGACGACGAGGACGACGAAGACGAGGACGAUGACGACGAUGAAAACGAUGAAUAUUUGUCAUAAUUUUGAAAAAAAUAUAUAAAACAACAGAAAAAAGAAAAAUGAAAUAACUGUAUGUUUGGUCAAAUUGCACGUUUCUAGGUGACCCCCCCCCCCCUCCCCUCCAGGCAGAUAAUCCAUCAUACUAACAGCCUACAGACUAUUCUCUGCGUAUUGUUUCCCCCAUCGGUUAAAGGAAAGAAAAAAAAAAUCUAUAUUUUAGGAAACUGUUUCAGAUUUUUCCUCCUGUUUAUCUAGAAGAUCUACUUGUACACUUGUAUUUCAACCAAACAGAGAAUAUAACUAAUUGACCAACCGAUCCAUUAGUUUGGAUUUGGUCACUUGUGCAAAGACCUUCCUUUCAGUGGACAGUCCAUGUCUUUCAGUGUCUCGUGUCCUUGUGGAACACUCCGAUGCCCGAGUGUGUUGAUGCCUGAAGGCACAACGUCGAAGAGAUUUCCCUUUCCCCUCUGUCCUCCAUCUUCUUCACUUCAUCUGUCCGAUCUUUUCGUCCUUAUCCAACGUUCCCGUGUAUAGGUGGGACGUUGAUGAUGUAAGAGAAUAUUGCACUCGUUAGGUUUCUUUUGAUCUUUUUUUUUUUUUUAACUGUGACUGUAACUUUGUGGGGUUAAGAAAAAAAAACAAGAUGAGGAUUAGACAUGCUUCGUCAGAUGAAUUAAGGCAAAACGAAACAAGUAGUCGUGAUAAAAACAAAUAAAUCGGGAACGUGAGCUGUUGUCAGACGUAGAUCUAGUCAAAUCAUCACAGGCUCAGAAAGGAUAAAAAGGAUAAAAAAUUUACUGUUUGGCCUUGUGUUUUUUUUUUUUUUUUUUUUUGCUGCAGAGGGGUAUUAUUGUUAUCUAUUUUUUUAAUCCAUUGUGGGGCGAGCUCUGGAGAUGAAAUAGAUUUGUCUCAGCAUGGUAAUACUGCGUGAUGUUGUUUCCGUCUAUAGAGGCAGAGGCCAAACCUUUGAGGAACUCAAAAUGAAGAUGAACACGAAAAAAAAAAGAAGAAAAAAAAAAAGGAAAAGAGCUCGGAGUCGUAAUGAGAAAAAAAAAGAAGAAAAAUCGUCUUAAGCGUGUACAGAUGAAAGCUCCUCAGAGUUCAGAAUAUAUGAUGUUGAUGUUUUUUAUAUUACGGAUGCUCGAUUUUAGCACACCGCAUCACAGAUUCAAUAUCUUGCACAUUAUAAAGAAGGAAAAUAAAACACAGAGACAUGCAAAUUUGCUGGAAAUAUAUGGUGGAUAUAAAAAGUGUACACACCCCCGCUCAAAUACCAGGUUCUGAUGUAAAAAAAAAAAAAAAAAAAAAAAAGACCACAGUAAAUAAUCUCCAAAGCCUUUUCUGACAUUAAUGUGCAGCUAUUCUUGUAAUUCAACUGAAAAACAGCAAUAUUCUGGUGGCAUAAUGUGAAAAGAAACACAGCCGUAUCAAUCCGCACAGGCCGAAGCUAUCAUGUAGUAUAGACAGAGAAUAAAGGAGUUUAUGUUGUUGUUAUUUUUACACGUGCAGAACACAACCUGUAGUUACCAGGAAUACCUUGAACUGCUUCAGGAUUGCUGUCUGCUCCUUUAGACCCUCUUUUUUUUUAAAUUCCUUAACACUUUCCCUUUUAACGGGUUUGCACGUUUUUCAGUUGAAGUGCACAGGAUAUCCUGUCCACAUCCCGAAAACAUUGUUAAAUGAUUUUUUUUUUUUUUUUACAUCAGAUAAACCUGGCAUGCCACCAGCGGUGUGCCGGCUACUGAGAUGCACUGUACGGGGUGUGGCGGUACAGAUAGGUGUGCCUUUUUGCUGGUAAGGCCAUGUGACGGGGGUUGCAGGGGGGGGGGGGGGACUGAUUGCAUACGAGGAGUGGCUUUCCUCUGAAACGCGCGCAUUUACAGUACAUCGACGUAGAUCUGCCACGCGUCUGAGGGGUCUCGUUUAUGAGGGUGAUACCAUAGCCUCCAUCAGACUUUUAAGUUGACACCUAGGGUAGCUAGAAAUGUAGAGAGAGGCUUAGCAGUUAGGGCGUAUAAACACUCUGCUGGAUAUGAAAAUGUUUUAUAUAGAUUAUGCGCAGGCUAGAGGAAGCUUUGGUUUAGACAGCUUUAUACGAGGAGAAGAUAAUCAGCGUUUGCUUUUACAUUGUUUCAGUAGCUUAAUCUGAUCUGCUGUAUCGUAUCUAUUUAUAGGGUAAACCUGCCGGGGUAAAACAAGAAAAGGAUCUCUCUGAUCUCAGAUGUGUGUGUGUGUGUGUUGUUAAGACGCGUUAAUGCAGACCUGAGAUCAGCUAAUGCUAAGCUGCAGUAUUUACUCUACCGUUUUGGCUUCAUUCUUAAAUCUUUCUAAAAACGUUCAGUCCUGAAAAGUGCCAUCUAAGUGUCCGUUUUUCUGUUUUGUUUUUUUUGUUUUUUUAAUUUUCUUUCCUUCCACUGUUUGUAAUUUAGAUUUUAAGUUCACCUUAGAAACUGGAAAACAUUUCAGUCUCGAAGCGUCUCCUGACUGUGAUGACAUGCAAAUCUUUUCGAUGACCUCGGACACUGUAGCCACUCUUUCACCAAUCCCACACUGGCAUCACAGCUCUGAUAGCGUUAGGUUAUGAUACAGAUGCAUUUUUUACAGUGUAUGUAUAAUUUGCUGAAAUAAAAGCUAUAUUGACCAACGG
Molecule: messenger RNA, 3940 nt
Organism: Fundulus heteroclitus (mummichog)
Lineage: Eukaryota; Metazoa; Chordata; Actinopteri; Cyprinodontiformes; Fundulidae
Gene: spock3
Product: SPARC (osteonectin), cwcv and kazal like domains proteoglycan 3
Exons: 12
Coding region: 118-1314 (398 amino acids)
Molecular function (GO): calcium ion binding; protein binding
Source: RefSeq, a predicted model, not a curated record